UGCAAACUAGCCAACUUUGUGUGUGUGUGUAGUUGGGGGAGGGUGUUGGAUUAAAGCGGGGGGAGGGGAGUUUAGAAAUCUAUAGCUCCCCCAGCCAGGCUGAACUGAUGCCUGCUGACACAUGGGAUCUUGUCAAGGGGUUGCUGAUGCUGUUUGACCGUUGAAAAUGAGAGCAAAACCCCUUCUGCUUUCUGUAAGGAAAAAGCCGGAGGAGAAAGACAAUCAAACUCCAGGGCCCUCAGAGGGGAGGUUUCGUUUUCCUCACACCUAACCUUGUUAAUUUCUUUAAAGGAUUAUUAUUUUGAACUGGCAGCAGUGCCUCCUUCACAGGAAUGUGUCCAAGAAAAUAGCUUCUGCUGGGGGAAUGGAAGAGGGAGGGAUGGAGAGGGAAAGGUGAUCCGUACUGUCUCUCUGAUUGUUUUUUAAUUGAGAGUUCCAGUUAGUUUGUUGUGUAAAUGACAGAUGUGACUUGAUGUCAAAAUACUUUCCCCUCCCCCCCAAAAAAAAAGGUGGGGGGAGGAGAAGAGUUUGUUGUGAAAACUUAGUGGUUUAAAUUGUGGCGUGUGGAGUAGCAGCGACCUCUGUCGGUCGGAGAGGGAAUCAAUCGCUUUUUGGAUGUGUAUGGUGUGUGUGUGUGUGGGGGGGGGUUAAUGUUGUUGUUACAAUAUUAUGAAAUAGACUUGAUUGCCCAGGAGGGAGGGGAGGGAAAUAAAAAAUAAUCCUCCAUUUUUGACAAUUGGUGGCUUCUCUUCCAUUGUUUGAAUCUGACUCUUAAAGCAUUCUGCCCAAGAUCUGAGUGUGUUUAUACACAAGGGGUUGGUCUGAAAAAUCUAAAAAGCAAAUAUGGAAAAAAAAAAAAAAGCCCACAUCAGUGAGUGUUGCCACUGACUUCACUGCAUGCAGGAUCAGCAAGUAACUUGGUUUGGGAGUUCAGGAGAUCUAGAAUGGUGAUCUCCAACCUCUAACUAGGGGCAAAAUUCUCAUGGGCUCCAGAAAAGGUUUUCCCUGACUCCAGGAUUGGGCCCUUAGCCUGUCAUCAGAUCCAUCUGGAUUCUUGUCCUGAGGUUUUAAAACUUGAAUAAUUAUUGCAAUAUUGUAUUGAAGGUGAAGUGCUUUCAGAAUAAAUGCCAGCUUCCUUCCAGCAGGUCGGAAGGGCUUGUUUUACAGCUAAGAAACCCCUUCAGAACUAUUUUGAGGCAAAACUUUUUUUCUCAUGGAGCAAGACCUGCAGUCUGCAUUACAACUGUCUGUGUUUUACAACCAGCAAACUAUCAUUUAGAGAAGCCCUCAAAUGCUUCUUUUUGUCAAGUAAUCGGUGAUUAAAAUAUUGAAAGGCUGUGUAAGGAUCUUGGAGAAGAAUGGAUUCUUUCAUUGUUCCAGGAAGACCAGACUUCAUGGCUAGGAAAGUUCUCAAUACUUAGGGGCAAAAUAGGCCAAAGAUCCCUAGUGAUGUGUUUCUAUUCCAAUUCCAUCCUUCACCCUCCUGUUUUGACUGCCUGAGUCAAUCAGAGAAGAAAUGACAUUUCACUGAUUACUCUUUAUUCUAAAGAGAAGAAACUCUGAAUGAGAGAUGAUUAUCAAAGAGAACUCCAAAAGCAUGUAUGAUGCUUUUUUGUUGAAUUUUGCUAGCAUUCUCGGCUUGUCUAAAUAUUGAGGACUUUUAAGAGUUCUUUCUGAGUCUAAAAUAAGCCCAGCAGAAACAUUAAGUUUGGAUGGAAACGCUCGUAAAAAUAAUAAUGUUGUUCAGACGUGUUUUAAGAGGAACAGAAUUACAUUGACAAAAUUAUAUGUUCUGCCUGGACAGGGGUGUCUUAUUUUCUGAGGGAAAAUUAAGAUUUAUACAACAAAGCUAAAGGGUGCCAUCUAGUGGUUUCCUUGGAAAUUCCUUUUGCUGGUUGCAGCUGAUCUGUCAAGCUGGGAAAAUCCAAAAACAUGCUGAAUACAGUACUUCCAAAAAACCUGCUACCUAGUCAAAAAUUGGCAACGAAGAAUAUAGACACAUGCCACAAACUAAUUGACUAGUCCAACUGAAAACAAGCAAGUACCUAUUAAAAUGUUAUUGAUAUCACUAUCUAGAGCUCUUGUCUGGAUAUUUUCAUGAAAUCCCAUCUAAAACAUUUCCUAUCUGUGGUGUUUAUCUACUGUCCCUGAAUCUUUGCCUAACAUAGGUUGUCGUGUAUCACAACAUUAUGUAUUUUUUUUUUUUUAAGAUUUCAGUCACAUCCCACAUACCAGCAAAUCUACUAGUUUAUAUGAAAGUCUUAAAUAUAGUAUUUGUCAAGGUGUUUUCCAAACACCAGUGUAAAUGCAGGUGGAAAAACUUAAUUAAGGAGUUAAUGCCAAGUUUUAAAAAUCCUAUUUCAAACAACUUUUUUUAAUGUGUUGCUGGAGCUUUACAUGAGAGAGAAAAUAAUUUAAAUAUGCAAGUUACUUGUUUAUAUUUCUCCUCUUGAACAAGGAAAAAACAUUUUUAGCUCCCAGUGCUGCAAUAUUUGGCAUGCAAACUCUGCCUCGGGGAUGUUUAUAGUUGGAGCUUUUAAAAUAGUGGCUCCUAUGUUUUGGAACAUUUUGUUUAAAAACUAAAUUUGGAGAAAAUUUGACUUGACAAGAGUCCCUCCUUUUCAAUCUUUCAUUCUGGCUUGUAGUGAAGUCUGGGGAUCUGUAAUCAAGACCCGUCUUUUAAGAACUCCCAUAUUUUUGUACUGAUUUAGUUUUAAACAAUUCUUGAGUGACUAGUAAAACUACUGCAAAGCCUGUCACUUCCAUGUUGGACAGUUUUAUCUCAAAAGGUUUGGCGUUAGGGUGACCCCAAGCAUCUAAAUGUUAGUAAACUUUUUGAGACUCGACUUUUUUAGGCGGCCAAUUUAGGCAAUGCUGGGGUGUGUGUGCGUGUGCUUUUUUUGUUUUUUUGUUUUUUUUAUUGCCCUAUGCACAAGAUUUUUCUCCAUUUCCAUUUACAGCUGGAAACUGAAAGUUUAAGGUUUGUGUUGUGCCUUUCUGACCAUUUCAAAACCUCAGUUGAAAUUGAUUUCCUAGAAGGGGAGGAAUAGUGGUUGAUGGUUGGCUUUCUCUCCGGUCUUUGUAAUAGGCUAGUCUUUUCACCUCCAAUUACAGUUAUUACUAGUCAGUCAGACACAAUGAAGACAUGAAUUGUACUUACCACAACACAGGGAGGUUCUGGAUUAAUGCACUACAGAAUUGCUCACACGGGAGAGAGAUUUCUCCCUGAGUCACAGCACUGGGUGUUCUGUAAGAUAAUUUACAUGGCAUCUUCCCAAAAUACACUCUUAUUUUAAACAAAUGUAAUGUGUGCUAGCGGCCACUAGAAGCAGCGGCGAGGGCUAAAUUUACUUGCUGGGUCUGAGAGCUGCAGUACACCUGAGGAUGUACCCACAGUCCAAAGUUGCAGUUAUGGUUUGAAAGAAGCGUUUGGGCUGUGAAUUGAGGCAUUGGGCAGAGUCAAGAUGGCCUCUCCGGCAGACAGCUGUAUCCAGUUCACCCGCCACGCCAGCGAUGUCCUGCUCAAUCUCAACCGCCUGCGGAGCCGGGACAUCCUCACCGACGUCGUCAUCGUCGUGAACCGGGACCAGUUCAGAGCCCACAAAACAGUCCUCAUGGCCUGCAGCGGCCUCUUCUACAGCAUAUUCACCGACCAGCUCAAGUGCAAUCUGAACGUCAUCAAUCUGGACCCGGACAUCAACCCCGAGGGGUUCUGCAUCCUCUUGGACUUCAUGUACACCUCCCGCCUCAACCUGAGGGAAAGCAACAUCAUGGCCGUCAUGGCCACCGCGCUCUACCUGCAGAUGGAGCACGUCGUGGAUACUUGCCGAAGGUUUGUCAAGUCUAGCGAAGCCGAGAUGGUCUCCGCGGUGAAGACGCCCAGGGAAGAGUUCUUGACGGGCCGGAUGCUGGGUCAUCCGGAGGUGAUGGCUUACAGGAGCAGGGACAUGUCUGAGAACAACAUGCCUCUCCGAAACAUGUCUCUCUGCGAUGGGCGGGCCUUUGCCUCCAGCUUGUACAGUGGUCUGUCUGGACCGCCCCUUUCCUACCCGGGAUACAGCCCCAUUCCAGUCAAUGGUUUCCUCUUAGAUGAUGAACUGAGGGAGGCGAGGAUGCCCCUGCCGGAGAUCUCGAGGGCCAACCCUUUCCCAAAGGAGAGAGUGCUGCCGUGUGAUGGCUCCAGGACCAUCCCUACUGACUACAGCAGAGUCGUCACCGACGUUUCAGCCGCCACGUGCCACGCUACCGUCUAUUCUCCGAAAGAGGCAGCUGCCGAGGAGGCCAGAGGCGACAUGCCCUACAGCGUCACCGCUGGCCCUAAGCCUGUCGCGCCGUCGGCCCGAAACAACCCCUAUUUCCCCUGUGACAAAGCGGCCAAAGAAGAAGAGCGCACCUCUUCCGAAGACGAGAUAAGCCAACACUUCGACUCAACCAACACCUCCAUGAACCGCAAGGGGCUCGUCAGCCCGCAGAGCCCGCAGAAGUCGGACUGCCAACCCAACUCGCCGACCGAGUCCAGCAGCAGCAAGAACGCCCGCAUCGGUCAAGGCUCCGGCUCGCUGGGCACCAAGAGCCCUACCGACCCCAAAGCCUGCAACUGGAAGAAGUACAAGUUCAUCGUCCUCAACAACCUCAACCAGAGCACCAAGCAGGACGGUGGCGAACAGAACGAGGCCGGGACUCUCUCACCUCGCUCCUACAUGUCUGUGUCGUCUUGUCAGCAGUCCAUGGAAGCUGAGAACCUAGAGGUCCAGUCCCCGGCCAAGCUGAGCAUCAAUGGGGAAGACUCGACAAUCCCACAAGCCAGCAGACUCAACAACAUUGUGAACAGAUCCCUGGACGGGUCCCCUCGGAGCAGCGAGGGGCAGUCCCCUCUGUACCUGCAUUCCUCCAAGUGCAGCUCCUGCAGCCCCCAGUCCCCCCAGCAUUCUGAGAUGUGCCUUCACACCCCCAGCUCGGGCUUCGGAGAGGAAAUGGGCGAGACCCACUCGGAAUACUCCGACUCCAGCUGCGAAAAUGGAGCCUUCUUCUGCAACGAGUGCGACUGCAGGUUCUCGGAGGAGGCUUCUCUCAAGAGGCACUCCCUGCAGGUGCACAGCGAUAAGCCCUACAAGUGCGACCGCUGCCAGGCCUCCUUCCGCUACAAGGGGAACCUAGCCAGCCACAAAACCGUUCACACAGGCGAGAAGCCGUAUCGGUGCACUAUCUGCGGCGCGCAGUUCAACCGGCCGGCCAACCUGAAGACCCACACACGCAUCCACUCGGGAGAGAAGCCCUACAAGUGCGAGACCUGCGGAGCCAGAUUUGUCCAGGUGGCCCACCUCCGAGCUCACGUGCUAAUCCACACUGGCGAAAAGCCCUACCCCUGUGAAAUCUGUGGCACGCGCUUUCGGCACCUGCAGACGCUGAAAAGUCACCUUCGAAUCCACACAGGAGAGAAGCCGUACCACUGCGAGAAGUGCAACCUGCAUUUCCGCCACAAAAGCCAGCUGCGGCUCCACCUCCGGCAGAAACACGGCGCCAUCACGAACACCAAGGUGCAGUACCGCGUCUCCACGGCGGAGCUGCCCCCAGAGCUGCCCAAGGCGUGCUGAAAGCCUGCUGGAUUUCUCCAGGGGAGGGGUGCGUGUGCGUGUGCGAGUGCGUGUGCGUGUGCGUGUGGAAGGGGAGAAGAUAUCCAAAGGAUACUUGUAACACUUUAAAACUUUCAUCACACGAUGGAGUGCCUCUAAGCCCAUAGAGCAGAUAGGUGGGAAAAAAUAUUAAAAAAUACACGGGUUUUAUUUUUAUUUUUCCCAGGUAUGUGAAACUAAAAGAACUUAUUGAGAUUUAAAUAUGUAUAGAAACGUCUGUGCAGUGGAGCGUUGAUAAACUCUGGAGUUUAACCUUCACAGUCUGAAGAUGAGGAAUGUAAUGUUAAUAUACGGGAACAGUUGGGUUUAUCGUUGUUGGGUUUUUUGGGUUUUUUUGCUUUCUUUUUGUAUGCAAAAUGUGUGCUCUUUUAAAGAGAAGAAAAGAAUUGUGUGUACUAUUGAAGAGAGGGCUUUAACUUUUUUAACCAAAGGUGAAGGAAUCUAUGACAGAGUUGUAAAUAUAUAUAUAUAUAUAUAAAUAUAAAUAUAUAUAUAUAAAAUAAAUAUAUAUAGACCUUAAAGAUAUAUUAAAAAUAUAUAAAAUGCAUUAAAGGCUUGAGUUAGCAUCUGCAGGCAGAUGCUGAUUGGAGACUCUUUAGUGUGAUAGAGCACUUACCAAGAUAUUUUGAAGUAUUGCAUCUGUAUAAGUAAGAAAAUAUUUUGUCUAAAUGCAUCAGUGUAUUUGUAUUUUUUUGCAAGUGAAGGUUUACAAUUUACAAAAAAAAGUGUGUAUUAAACCAACCAAGCUGCAGAAGGAAUUUAAGAUAAUAAUAAAGUGUAAUUUUUUGUUUUGUUUUCAGUCUGUAUAUAUGUAAAAUGUGUUUCGCACGGUGCCUUUCUUUUCAAUGGACGUUUUCAAUGUAUGAACUAUAUGAGCCCAGUUUCCUUUUUAAGGUACAGCCUGAUGUUGCAAAGAGUCCUCUGGCAGAACUGUUUAUUGGGAAAUAUUUUGUUUUUUGGGUCUUUUUAUUUUCGGUCUUAUUUUACAUGCUUGUGUUAUGAACAGUCUCGGGAGACAGGGUUUGGGCUGUGUCUAAACUGCAUUAAUGCGUUCUGUAAAGUAUAGCUGUACAAAUACAAGAAUAAAACGAUGAAAAGUAAACUA
Messenger RNA from Pelodiscus sinensis (Chinese soft-shelled turtle), 6738 nucleotides. The record is from RefSeq and is a predicted model, not a curated record. NCBI's taxonomy places the organism in Eukaryota, Metazoa, Chordata, Testudines, Trionychidae.